Meriones unguiculatus (Mongolian gerbil) is the source of this 1453-nucleotide messenger RNA. Its product is annotated as serine protease 41-like. The record is from RefSeq and is a predicted model, not a curated record. The transcript has 5 exons. Gene Ontology annotation, molecular function: serine-type endopeptidase activity. Gene Ontology annotation, biological process: proteolysis. NCBI's taxonomy places the organism in Eukaryota, Metazoa, Chordata, Mammalia, Rodentia, Muridae. Bases 143 to 1321 code for a protein of 392 amino acids.
CGGGAAGCAAGCCGGGAGCCCAGCCGCAGAGAGGCCGCCAUGGGUGGGCAGAGCCCGGCGCUGCCUCUGUUGCUGCUGCUGGUGCCCGCGGUGCUGGGGAAGCCUGGUGAGCUAAGGAGACUCGUCCCCCGGACUGGGGUUGAUGGGGAGUACGGGAGCUCGGAGGUCCACGGCAGCUCACCUUCUCGCCUCCACCCAGGACCGCGUGAAGAAAGCCAGGCGCCAGGCCUCAAGAACGCCACAGACAUCAAGCUCCUCACAAGUGACUGAUGGGCCCCGUGGCGGGCUGGGUGUCUGCGGACCACGUGGGAAGGGUUCCUGGGGCAUCUCCUGGCUCUUCAGGAUACCGGAGGAAGGGGCGCACGGUUGCACCUUCUCCCCAGCCCCUCCCACACACUUGCAUCCUGGGGACGCUGCGGGCCAGCCUCAGCUGCUCAGCCAAGUGUCUCAUUUGUCUGUCCCAGUACCGUGUGGUCACCGGAAUGACAUUCAGUCGCUGAUAGUGGGCGGGAUCGAAUCCGUGCCAGGGCGCUGGCCAUGGCAGGCCAGCCUGCGCCUGAAGAAGUCCCACCACUGCGGAGGGAGCCUUCUCAGCCACCAGUGGGUGCUCACUGCCGCACACUGCUUCAGGAAGUUCCUUGAUCCAGCAGAGUGGACAGUCCAGCUUGGGCAGCUUACUUCCAAGCCAUCUCUCUGGAACAAGAAUGCCUAUUCUAGCCGGUACAGGGUAAAGGACAUCAUUGUAAACUCCAAAGGCACAAAGAAGUUGCACGACCUCGCCCUGCUGAGGCUGGCCUCCUCAGUCACCUACAGCAAGUACAUCCAGCCCGUCUGUGUGCGGCCCUCCACCUUCACGUUCCAGCACCAGCCCAGCUGCUGGGUGACCGGCUGGGGAGUCCUUCAGGAGAAUAUGAAACCUCUGCCACCACCCUACCUCCUCCGAGAAGUACAGGUCACCGUCCUAAACAACAGCAGGUGCCAUGAACUGUACAAGCUGUCUUCUCUCCCCUUCAUCAGAAAUGAUGUGAUCUGCGCUGGCGCUGAGGACGGGAGUGCGGACACCUGCAGCGGUGACUCAGGAGGACCCUUGGUCUGCGACAUGGAUGGUCUCUGGUAUCAGAUCGGAAUCGUGAGCUGGGGAAUAGGCUGUGGGCGGCCCAACCUGCCUGGGAUCUACACCAACGUGAGUCGGUACUACAACUGGAUUGAGACCACGAUGACCCUCAAUGGUGCUGUCAGCUGUGGUCUGGCCCUGCCACUGCUGUGCCUUCCUUACUCUGCUAUGGGCUCCCUGGCUUCCAAGGUCGGCCUGAGCCCAUGAAGCUGCAGCUUUGGGCCCAAAGCACCACCGCCCUGCCCCACAGCCCCAGGAUGUUCAGUGUAGGGUAGGCUGUUGUUGUCUUGUCGCCUUUGCCAAUAAACUUGUGCAUAUCUGAGUUGGCACUUUUCAGAA